This is a messenger RNA of Verticillium alfalfae VaMs.102, 2247 nucleotides long. RefSeq names its product oligosaccharyl transferase STT3 subunit. The transcript is spliced from 5 exons. Gene Ontology annotation, molecular function: dolichyl-diphosphooligosaccharide-protein glycotransferase activity. The coding region runs from base 1 to 2247 and encodes 748 amino acids. Gene Ontology annotation, cellular component: membrane. Gene Ontology annotation, biological process: post-translational protein modification. NCBI's taxonomy places the organism in Eukaryota, Fungi, Ascomycota, Sordariomycetes, Glomerellales, Plectosphaerellaceae. The record is from RefSeq and is a predicted model, not a curated record.
AUGUCGGCCCAAACAGUGGAAACCUCCUUCGGAGGCAGCACGCAGAAGACAAGGAGCUUCUUACGUGUGAUCAUCCUACUCCUGAUUGCGGCAGCUGGCGUUGCAAGUCGUCUGUUCUCUGUCAUUCGUUUUGAAUCUAUCAUCCACGAAUUCGACCCGUGGUUCAACUUCCGAGCCACCAAAUAUCUCGUUGCCAAUGGAGUCUACAGCUUCUGGGACUGGUUUGAUGACCGCACUUGGCACCCUCUUGGUCGGGUUACCGGAGGAACUCUCUACCCUGGUCUCAUGGUCACCAGCGGUGCCAUUUACCAUGCUCUCCGAGCCCUUACGAUUCCCGUUGAUAUUCGCAACAUCUGCGUCCUCCUGGCGCCGGCCUUCUCGGGCCUGACGGCUUUCGCAGCGUACCUUCUUACCAACGAGAUGACCACCUCGCCUUCCGCCGGUCUUCUCGCCGCGGCCUUCAUGGGUAUUACCCCCGGUUACAUCUCACGUUCCGUGGCUGGCAGCUACGAUAACGAGGCUAUUGCCAUCUUCCUGCUUGUCUUCACCUUCUUCCUCUGGAUCAAAGCGCUCAAGCUCGGUUCUAUCCUCUGGGCCUCUUUGUGUGCCCUCUUCUAUGGAUACAUGGUUGCCUCGUGGGGUGGCUACGCCUUUAUCACCAACAUGCUGCCCGUGCACGCCCUCGUGCUGGUUGCCACUGGCAGGUACAGCACCAGGCUAUAUGUCUCGUACACGACUUGGUAUGCCCUUGGCACCGUGGCCGCUAUGAACAUUCCAUUCGUCGGUUUCCUGCCCAUCAAAACCAGCGAGCACAUGCCCGCUCUCGGCAUGUUCGGAUUCUUGCAAUUGGUGGCCUUCAUCGACUAUGUCCGUAGCGCACUUCCUGCCCGCCAGUUCCAAAACUUCCUCUACACCAUGGUUGCCCUGACUUUCGGCCUCGGACUCGCCGGCGUCGUUGCCUUGACUCAGCUCGGAUACAUUGCCCCCUGGGGUGGCCGCUUUUACUCUCUCUGGGACACUGGCUAUGCCAAGAUUCACAUCCCCAUCAUCGCGUCCGUUUCAGAGCACCAGCCCACUGCCUGGCCUGCAUUCUUCUUCGACCUGAACAUGAUGAUUUGGCUGUUCCCCGCUGGUAUCUACCUCUGCUUCCAGGAGCUUCGCGACGAGCACAUCUUCCUCGUGCUGUAUGCUGUGCUUGGCAGCUACUUCGCCGGUGUCAUGGUUCGUCUCAUGCUCACUCUGACGCCCUGUGUCUGCGUUGCUGCCGCCAUGGCCGCCUCACAGCUUCUUGACACCUUCCUGACUCGCUGGUCUCCCUCUGCCGAAGCCUACGAAGCUGCCGAGGAUACUGCCGAAGCCGCCCCGAAGAAGUCAAACAAGGGACUCAAGUCUACGAGCAAGCCUUACGUCGGCAUCUACACUCUGUUGUCCAAGAGUCUUGUCGUCGGUGCCAUUGGUGCCUACUUGCUCCUUUUCGUCCUUCACUGCACCUGGGUCACCUCCAACGCUUACUCUUCACCCUCCGUCGUUCUUGCCAGUCGCAUGCCCGACGGUAGCCAGCAUAUCAUUGAUGACUAUCGAGAGGCGUACCAGUGGAUCCGCCAGAACACCAAGGAGGACGCCAAGAUCAUGGCUUGGUGGGACUAUGGCUACCAGAUUGGCGGUAUGGCUGACCGCCCCACUCUCGUGGACAACAACACGUGGAACAACACUCACAUUGCUACUGUUGGUAAGGCUAUGGCCUCUCGCGAGGAGGUCAGCUACCCCAUCAUGCGCCAGCAUGAGGUCGACUACGUUCUUGUCGUAUUUGGCGGUCUCCUCGGCUACUCCGGCGACGACAUCAACAAAUUCCUCUGGAUGGUUCGUAUCGCCGAGGGUAUCUGGCCUGAUGAGGUUCAGGAGCGCAGCUUCUUCACUCCCCGUGGCGAGUACCGUGUCGACGAGGGCGCCACUGACACUAUGAAGAACAGCUUGAUGUACAAGAUGUCCUACUACAACUACCACACGCUCUUCCCUGCUGGCCAGGCACAGGACAGGGUUCGUGGAGUACGUUUGCCCUCGGAAGGUCCUACUCUUGACACGGUCGAGGAGGCAUUCACAAGCGAGAACUGGAUCAUCCGCAUUUACAAGGUCAAGGACCUUGACAACAUUGGCCGUGACCAUGCGGCCGUCAGCGCCUUCAACAAGGGCCAAAAGAAGAAGAAGGCCAUCAAGAAGCGUGGACCCCGCGUUCUGCGAUCGGACUAG